UAUAACUCACAGACUGCUGCUCCUCCCUUUCGCCAGUGGAGUUUCACUACGAGCUUCUGCACCACACAGGGCAGACGGGAACACAAACACAAGCAAAAGCUGGCAGGCUGACACGUACGGGCAGCUUUACAGGACGGAUUAUCUGGUAACUGACCAUUUAGCUGUGGCACACUCGGACUCCGUGUAAACGUGGGAUUUCGACCAUGAGCUCAGUCGCUGUACUUACGCAAGAAAGCUUUAAUGAGCAUCGCAGUGGCCUUCUGCCAGAGCAGGUCAAAUCUGCUGUGGCAGGCCCUAGUGGUGCCGAAGAUGAGGAUAGCCUUCCCACCUACAAGGAUGCCUUUCCCCCUCUGCCUGAAAAGCCUUUGCCAGAGGGGGUACAGGAGACUGGAAAUGCCUGGACGACUAAGAUCAAACCUCUCAAGUCCUCAGUAAUCACCCAGGUUUUCCAUGUGCCUCUGGAAGAGCGCAAGUACAAGGACAUGAACCAGUUUGGAGAAGGAGACCAGGCUAAAGUUUGUCUUGACAUUAUGCACAAGACUGGAGCCCACCUGGAACUCUCCAUGGCUAAAGACCAAGGCCUCUCCAUUAUGGUCUCUGGGAAGCAUGACGCAGUCAUGAAAGCCCGCAAAGAGAUUGUGUCCCGACUGCAGACUCAGGCUUCAGCUACUGUGGCCAUCCCCAAAGAACAUCAUCGCUUUGUCAUUGGCAAGAGUGGGGAGAAGCUGCAGGAGCUCGAACUGAAGACUGCCACCAAGAUCCAGAUCCCUAGACCCGAAGACCCCAGUAACCUCAUCAAGAUCUCUGGAACCAAGGAAGGCUUGGAGAAGGCCAAGCACGAGAUCCUGCUCAUCUCUGCUGAGCAGGAUAAGCGUGCUGUGGAGAGAAUGAACAUUGAAAAGGUGUAUCAUCCCUUCAUCACUGGAGCUUAUAACAAGCUGGUGGGGGAAUGGAUGCAGGAGACAGGAGCCCGCAUUAAUGUCCCUCCACCAAGUGUGAACAAAACGGAGAUCGUCAUCACUGGGGAGAAAGAGCAGGUGGCCCUGGCCAUGGCCAAGAUCAAGAAGAUUUAUGAGGAGAAGAAGAAGAAUGCUACCACUAUUGCAGUGGAGGUGAAGAAAUCUCAGCACAAGUAUGUGAUUGGGCCUAAGGGUAACACCCUGCAAGAGAUCCUGGACAGGACCGGCGUCUCGGUCGAGAUCCCACCCCUCGACAGCAGCUCAGAGACCGUAAUCCUGCGUGGGGAGCCAGACCGGCUGGGCCAGGCACUCACUGAAGUGUAUGCCAAGGCCAACAGCUACACUGUGUCCUCAGUCUCUGCUCCCUCUUGGCUUCAUCGUUUCAUUAUUGGCAAGAAAGGACAGAAUCUGGCAAAGAUCACACAGCAAAUGCCCAAGGUGCACAUUGAGUUCACCGAGGGAGAGGACAAGAUCACGCUGGAGGGUCCCACCAAAGAUGUACAGAUAGUACAGGGCCAGAUUGAAGCCGUUGUUACAGAUCUGGUUAGCCGAAUGGACUACACAGAGAUUAGCGUGGACCCCAAGUUCCACCGACACUUAAUUGGGAAAGGCGGUGCAAACAUUAACCGCAUAAAGGAGCAGCACAAAGUGUCAGUCCGCAUUCCACCUGACAACGAGAAGAGCAACCUGAUCCGUAUUGAGGGUGACCCCCAGGGCGUGCAGGAGGCCAAGAAGGAGCUGCUGGAGCUUGCGUCACGCAUGGAGAAUGAGCGUACAAAGGACAUGAUCAUUGAACAGCGUUUUCAUCGAGCCAUCAUCGGACAGAAAGGGGAGAAAAUUAAGGAAAUUCGGGAUAAGUUCCCUGAGGUUAUCAUCAACUUCCCUGACCCAACGCAGAAAAGUGACAUUGUACAACUGCGUGGGCCUCGCACCGAGGUGGAAAAGUGCACAAAGUUUAUGCAGAAAAUGGUGGCUGAAAUGGUUGAGAACAGCUUUUCUGUCUCAGUCCCCAUUUUCAAGCAAUUCCACAAAAAUAUAAUUGGCAAAGGAGGAGCAAAUAUAAAAAAGAUCCGCGAAGAGACUAACACUAAGAUUGAUCUGCCUGCGGAAAACAGCAACUCUGAAAUGAUUGUCAUCACAGGAAAGAAGGCAAACUGUGAGGCCGCAAAAAACAGGAUCCUGGCCAUUCAGAAAGAACUGGCAAAUAUUACAGAGGUUGAGGUGUCCAUCCCCUCAAAACUGCACAACUCCCUAAUUGGCUCCAAGGGGCGUUUUGUGCGUUCCAUCAUGGAGGAGUGUGGUGGCGUGCACAUCCAUUUCCCAACAGAGGGCUCUGGCAUCGAUGCAGUGACAAUCAGAGGCCCAGCGGAGGAGGUAGAGAAAGCCAAGAAACAGCUGCUGUCCCUGGCAGAAGAAAAGCAAAUUAAAGGCCACACAGUUGAGCUUCGUGCCAAACCUGAAUACCACAAGUUCCUUAUUGGAAAAGGAGGUGGAAAUAUCCGCAAGGUGCGGGACAGCACAGGCGCCAGGAUCAUCUUCCCUACUGCUGACGAUAAGGAUCAGGAACUGAUCACAGUCAUUGGUACAGAGGAAGCUGUAGCAGAAGCACAGAAGGAGCUGGAGGCACUUAUUAAGAGCUUGGAUAACGUUGUAGAAGACGUCAUGAUUGUCGAUCCCAAGCACCAUCGGUUCUUCGUGGCACGUCGUGGCCAAGUCCUGAGGGACAUUGCUGACGAGUAUGGUGGCGUUAUAGUCAGUUUCCCCCGAACUGGUUCACAGAGCGAUAAGGUCACCCUAAAGGGAGCCAAAGAUUGUUUGGAGGCAGCAAAGAAACGCAUGCUGGAGAUGAUUGAGGAUUUGGAUGCUCAAGUGAUCAUGGAGUGUGUGAUCCCUCAGAAGUUCCACCGCUCCAUAAUGGGGCCUAAAGGCUCUCGCAUACAGCAGAUCACUAAAGACCACAAUGUGCAGAUCAAGUUUCCAGACCGAGAUGACCAGCAAGAAACCACAACUCUCCCUUGUACAAAAUGACCACACACUGAAGGU
Messenger RNA from Sinocyclocheilus rhinocerous, 3002 nucleotides. Its product is annotated as vigilin-like. The transcript is spliced from 21 exons. The record is from RefSeq and is a predicted model, not a curated record. Gene Ontology annotation, molecular function: mRNA binding. The coding region runs from base 204 to 2987 and encodes 927 amino acids. Lineage: Eukaryota; Metazoa; Chordata; Actinopteri; Cypriniformes; Cyprinidae.